This is a messenger RNA of Capsaspora owczarzaki ATCC 30864, 421 nucleotides long. RefSeq names its product 60S ribosomal protein L38. Lineage: Eukaryota; Filasterea; Ministeriida; Capsasporidae. Gene Ontology annotation, cellular component: cytosolic large ribosomal subunit; ribosome. Gene Ontology annotation, biological process: protein-RNA complex assembly; translation. The record is from RefSeq and is a predicted model, not a curated record. Gene Ontology annotation, molecular function: structural constituent of ribosome. The transcript has 2 exons. Bases 45 to 254 code for a protein of 69 amino acids.
UUUAGACCCCAGUGCUCGCUCGCUCUCUCCCUUUUUCCUCCGCGAUGCCUAAGCAAAUCAACGAAAUCAAGGAGUUCCUGCUGACUGCCCGUCGCAAGGAUGCUACCUCGGUCAAGAUCAAGAAGGCCAAGCAGUACACCAAGUUCAAGGUCCGCUGCAGCCGCUACCUCUACACCCUGAAGGUCGUCGAUGCCGAGAAGGCCAAGAAGCUCCGCCAAUCGCUCCCCCCGGCACUCACCGUCACCGACAUCUAAAGUUGUCCUUGUCGUCCUGUAGCUGCGCCAAUCGUCCCUUCCUGAUGCUGCAUUCGUUGUUGCUUGCGAAGGCAGCUCGCUGUGUUGCGCGACAUCUUCUUUUUGGAUUGUCACUCUGUGCUAUUUUUUGGGAAGAAUCGUCGACACUUGGUUUUUUAUGCAUUCCA